AUGGGCGCCUACAAGUACAUCCAGGAGCUGUGGAGGAAGCAGUCGGCCGUGCUGCGGGGGCGCUGCUGGCAGUACCGUCAGCUCUCAGCGCUGCACCGCGCCCCGCGCCCCGCGCCCCGCGCCCCACACCCAACCCGGCCCGACAAGGCGCGCAGGCUGGGCUACAAGGCCAAGCAAGGCUAUGUCAUAUACUGGAUCCGUGUGCGCCGUGGUGGCCGCAAACGCCCAGUUCCUAAGGGUGCCACCUACAGCAAGCCUGUCCACCAUGGUGUCAACCAGCUCAAGUUUGCUCGAAGCUUGCAGUCGGUUGCGGAGGGGCGCGCUGGCCGCCACUGUGGGGCCCUGAGGGUCCUGAAUUCCCACUGGGUUGGUGAAGAGUCUACAUACAACUUCUUAGAGGUUAUCCUCAUUGAUCCAUUCCAUAAAGCUAUCAGAAGAAACCCUGACACUCAGUGGAUCACCAAACCAGUCCACAAGCACAGGGAGAUGGGGGGGCUGACUUCUGCAGGCAGAAAGAGCCACGGCCUGGGCAAGGGCCACAAGUUCCACCAUACUACAGGUGGCUCUCGCCCUGCAGCUUGGAGAAGGUGCGAUACUCUCCAACUCCACCGCUACCACUAA
Messenger RNA from Bubalus bubalis (water buffalo), 621 nucleotides. RefSeq names its product 60S ribosomal protein L15-like. NCBI's taxonomy places the organism in Eukaryota, Metazoa, Chordata, Mammalia, Artiodactyla, Bovidae. The record is from RefSeq and is a predicted model, not a curated record. Gene Ontology annotation, molecular function: RNA binding; structural constituent of ribosome. Gene Ontology annotation, biological process: cytoplasmic translation. Gene Ontology annotation, cellular component: ribosome; cytosolic large ribosomal subunit. The transcript has a single exon. The coding region runs from base 1 to 621 and encodes 206 amino acids.